GAAGGGAAUUUACUGCAGACUGUUGUGUUCGUGGCAGAAAUAGAUAAUGAUACGUAACGAGAGAAUAGGUGGAAUUAACUGAAAGCCCUUUAAGAUGAGACGGCAGUAUUCUCAAGGUUCAGACGUAUCUGAAGAAGAAACAACAGGCAGGGUUCAAGUUUAUGUCAGGAUUCGUCCUUUGGUUGAAAGUGACGUCAGAAGCUUAGAUGGAAAGGGAGCAGUUACCGCGGAGUAUGAGGACCUGACUCAGAUUCAUGUGGUGGAUGGUAAGAGAGAGAGAAUUUUUCAAUUUGACCAAGUAUUGCCACCAGAUGCUGGAAAUGAUGAGGUGUACCAGGUUGUCGGUAAGCCUCUGGUGGAAGCCUCCAUGACCGGCCUAAAUGGAAUUUUGAUGGCGUACGGACAAACUGGAGCAGGUAAAACUCACACUCUGAUGGCUUCAGACGGAUUAACUACCAAUGUUGUAUCUCAUAUGUUCGCUCUGAUUGGUAAAGACGUUGCACAUUCCUACGCGGUGACAUGUUCCUAUUUGCAAAUAUAUCAAGAACGAAUUUAUGAUUUGCUAGGCUCCGAAAAAUCUGGAACUGAAGUUUACUUGAGAGAACAUCCCAAAAAAGGAGUUUACGUAGAUAACUUAUCUGAAUACUUUGUCAAAAGUCCAGAGGAGAUUUGUAAACUGUUGAAAUCUGGCAAAAAGAAACUGGCCAUUGCCGAGACCAAAAUGAACAGACAGUCCAGCAGAUCUCAUGCAGUUUGUCUACUCAAAAUUGAGAGGCUCAGUGUUCCACGUCGUUAUGGAGGGAUAACAGACUCCUUCAGCAGUUAUGAGUCGUAUUACAUAUCGGGAACUUCAGACACUGAGUAUUCAAGUGAAGGCGGCUCAGUUGAGGGCUUUGGGUCUUCUGAUCACUUCGAUGAGGACGAAGAAAUGCUGUCCAGAAUUUCAUCUCAAACGAAUGGUUUGGCCGCCGUCAGAGGAAAACUUUACGUCUGUGAUCUAGCAGGCAGUGAGAGGGUGAAGAAGACUAAGGCUGAAGGUGAACGACUCCAAGAAGCACAGAGUAUCAAUUCCUCUCUGCUGGAGCUGGGGAAUGUGAUUCAAGCAUUAGCUGAAGGUACCAAGCGUCAUAUUCCAUACAGGAACUCAACACUGACAAGGCUGCUUCAGGAUGGCUUAGAUGGAAACUCCAAAACCAGUUUAAUUGUGUGUGUUUCACCUUCCUUUCGUGAUGUCAACGAGACACUGUGUAGUCUAAAGUUUGGCCUUCGAGCAAUGAAAGUUCAAAACGUUGCGCAAGUCAAUGUCGAGAUUGAUUACGAAAAAAUGGCCAAGCAACUCAGCGAGACAUUAGAAAGCAGAGAGCGGGAGUGGCGACACCUGAAGGCCGAAUAUGAAAGUUACAUCAUGGCGCUAGAGGCCGAGAGGGAUACGCGACAAAGACGAGGCUCUAAGCAACAGUUGACCUCGGAAUGCCAUGAUCUUACCGAGAAGGCUCUUUUGCCAACAAUCGUGGAGGAGGAAGCUCUAAAAAACCAGACGAAAGCAGUAUUGCUUGCAGAAUUGGUUUCUCUGGAGUUAUUCUAUGGUUUGGAAGAUUUGGUUCGAGAUGGUUCAACAGGGAAGGCUCAGGGCGUCGCAAGCAGCAAACUGCACAGUCUUACAGACAAAGAUUUACUGCUACACAGUGCUGAAACACUAUUAGAGCUUACCGAAUACUUCUUCUCAAAGAGCGCCCUUGCUAUCGACGAAAAUGGCAAGAACUCAAAAGGUGCUACAUCUGAAACUGAGAAAACGGUUUUGCCAAGCUUAUCUUUGGAGUUAGACUACGGAUCGCGACACAGCACACCGAACGGCGAUUCCUCGUAUGAGCGAAAAUUGUUUCGUGUUAGAGAGUCGCUGAGUAAGUUGAAACGGAAAACUGACUCUGCUGCCCUAGGAUUCCUUUCGCAUCUAUUGGAUACCAAACUGGACGAAAAAGAGAAAGGUUUACAGGAAUACAAAAGGCGACUGUUUGAACUUCUGAAACACCUUCUAAAAUCUCAAGAUUCUGCCACAGACGGCGAUGGAACUCCCGUCGAUCCAUUGAAGCUCGAACAAUCCUUGUGUCAUGUGCUUAUGGACAAAGCCAUUCUGAACUGUCUCUUGCUGUUGGACAAAGCUGAUAUGGAGUCCCGCAUUAGAAUUUUAUCACAGCAACAAACGCAGUUUGAUUUUUCAGGAAUCAGCGGUAUGACAGCCGAAUGUUCAAGUCAGUCUAGCGAUGACUUUGUUCCCUCUCCACCCCUGUCAGGAACACAACGCGGAGAAGGACGACUGACAUCUGUCGACGAAGGAGUGGUACUUGAAAGUUUGAGUGACAGCGCUAACAGCCGCGAGAAAUUAUCGGUGCAUUUGGAAAACACAAUGGAGGAACUCGAAGCCGAAAAUGGGCGUUUGUACGAAAAAAACGAAGAACUACGAAAAAGGUAUGAACAGGCUGAAGGCGAAAAGAGUAAAUUGACUUUGAAGAUUUUGGAAUACGAGGAAAAGCUUCAAAGAAGUGAAAAGAAACUAAAACAUUUGACGCCAUCGGAAGCCAAUGCUGAAAAGGACUUAAGGAAUAAGAUUGAAGAGAAAGAUUUUGAAACAAACGAAUUAUUGAUUCGCGUUGAUGAGCUAGAGGAUCAACUUCAGUUUAGAGAACAAAGGAUAGAAUUUCUACGAGGGAAAGAGUCGAAGCUUCGGGGACAGCUUUCUGAGGAGAGAAAACGCUCUGACAAUGCAGAGGAACGAAGUGCAAAACUGCAACUCAAAAUACGACAACUUGAGGAUAAAUGUGAACAGUGCGAGCUCAAACUAGCUUCGUUCACGGGAUCAGAUCUACUUGAGAUUAACAGAAUAACAAAGCAAUUAGAAAACUCGAUUGCAGAGAACAAAACGCUCAGUCUGAGAGUUUUCCAACUGGAAGACAGAUUAAAUGAAUCCGGUGGCGUCUUAAGUCCACGAAGUAGUGACGAGAAUGAGAAUGACGAUGAUCAGAGGAAAAUCCUUGAGAAGAAAAUAAUUGAAUUGGAGGUUAAAGUGAAAGAACAGCAGGUUAAAAUUCUGAGUGUGAAGGAAUAUGAGCGAAGGCUUCGUGCUGAACUAUGUAAGGAAAUGACGAAGAAGCUUACAAAGGCUCAAACGCGUAGUCGUGAACUUGGCGAAAAAAUCUUUGAACUAGAGACAAAGCUUAGACAAGCAGAACAGCAGUACUCGACUGUUAAAGACAUGGAUAUGAAUGUUCGAAGUGCCAUGCGCGGUGACAUUAAAAUUUUAACGGAAAAGUUGGUAGAUGCUGAAGCUCGCAAUAAGGACGCGGAGGAACGCCUCCGCCUCUCACAGCGUGAAGUGCUUAUAACGAAGCAAAGCGAGCUGGAUUUGCGUGAAAAAACUCAAAUGUUGGAAGUAGAAAACAGCAAAUUUCAAGAAAAAUUUCUUUCUCGGAAAGACGAAAAAACGGCUCGGAGUUCAACCGGAAGAACUGCAGACAGACUAGAAAAGUUACGAAAAGAGAAUUCAAAUCUUUCAUUAGAACUAAAAUCUUUCAGAGAAAACACAUUAAAAUUGGAAAGGGACCUACUUGAAAGGGACCAGGAAAUUUUGAAUUUGCGAAAUGAAUCUGUGGAUCUUUCAAGCGAGGUAUGCAAGUUAAGAACUGAACUUGACGACAGUGAGAGAGAUAAAGCUCAACAGGAAAGAAGUCUCUGCAGAUACGCGGAAUCAGUGGAAAAGUUACUUACAAAAGUGUCUGUACUUCAACAGGAAGUGGAGAGACUUCGGGCCAGCGAAACGGCAUCAACAAACGAAAACGAGCACCCUGCGGAAGUAGACUCUAAAAGCGAUACCACAGCGUCAACCCUAGUAAUUGGUGAAGAGCAACCCGAGACUUUUUUCCAACCCCUAAAAGCUAAAGUAGAACGCAAUGAGAUUUCUGAAACAACACAGGUGGGCGUAGAAAAUCUUCAAAGAGAGAAAACCGAGCGGCAAACCAUAAUCGAUGACCUUCAACAUGAAAACUCGAAGAUGGCCAAAGAGAAUGAAAGGCUCAUCCAAGAAAUAAAAACUCUUGAGGCCAACUUGUCAAUUGUCGAGAAAACGUUUCGAAUUUGUCGUUCAGAUAACGAAUGCCUGCUGCAUGAAAUGAAUCUGAAAUCAGCUGAAGCGACUACCUUAAGGACUUACGCCGCAUUUUGCAGCGAAAAAGCCAAGGAAAUGCGAUCGGAGAUAGCCACUCAUAAACAAAACGAAACCGCCUUAGAGAAGAGAUUAACAGACUUGGAGAGAGAAUCAGCUUUCAUGCGCGAUGAGGUAGGCCAUGGAAUAUUAGAUUUUACAGAGCUCAAGGAAAAGAAAGAUUCCCUGGAGAAAAGGAUCCUCGAGGCAAGUCGCACAGUGGAACACCUUAAACAGGAAGUUGUUGGCCUCAUAAAUGGUAUGUUGACCUUGCAGAGAGAUUUAAACAUUCCUAUUGAUAAGAUUAUCGGUUACCUUGGAUUGGAUGAGGAAACUGUUCAGCGCUAUAGACUGAGGCCAACAUCUUCUGAUUCGAAUGACACUCAAACGGAAGAAUCGAGUAGCGAAAUUGGAAGUGAUGUCAGCGAACAAUUUACAUUGAAGUCUCUUUUUACUUUUCGCCUUCUUCCGGAUAAGGAGGGCUUUCUAAAUCCCUCGGAUGUAAGCAUAAUGAGGGAGAACAAGACUGAAAUCUUACGCGUACACGAGGAUUUGAAAGCCAAAGUUCACGCGGUAAGGGACUCGCUAGGCAGAAAGUACGAGGGAACGAACUCUACCACUGAUGGAAAACUUGAUAUCGAGCGCAGUAAUGAAGUAAAAAGUCGACUACUUAGUGAUCCUAUAUCAGAAAAUCCCAACAAUAAUACUACGCUUCCGCGACUUAGCCGGGCAGAACGUGUUAAGUUGUCCAGUUUACUCUCUCGAUUGAAGGAGGAACUAGUGCGCGAAAGAAAUUCAAAUAAUGAAGGUCGAGUUGGUGCUGAUGAUGACGACAUUUGUCUUCUGUAUGACAAUUUGGAGAGCAAGCUCUCUCGGCUAUCAUGUGAGCUUGCUUCAAGGGAAGAUGAGAUAACUCAACUUUUGACUGAAAAGUCAGACCUUCAAAAUGAGCUGGAAGAUUGCGAAAAGGGCCUCUCUGUCUGUCACCAUUGUGCUUUGAAAGUGCCAACUGAACUAGACGACAAAAGAAAGCAGCUGAAAGGCAAACUCCUAUCCCAGAUGCAGGAUACUUCUCGCCUAGAGGGAGAGAUAUUCGAGUUCAUAGAAUACAGACAGAAACUAGAAAAAGAACUGGACAACAUCAAAGGGAAGAUAACUGAUGUGGAAGACGAGCUAGACAUAAGAAAGAUAUUAAUUGAGAGAUGUAUCAGCUUCAGACCAUCAGUGGACGAAAUGGACGUUACAAACAGCGACUCGUCCAAGGAAGAAAUAGAAGAUCUUACACUAAGUCCAUCUGGAAAGAAGAGAAAGUCCCAAAAACACGUGACUUUUGAAAACGUAGACGGUGAAUCAGAAGAAAAUUCUUGCGGUAAAAGAAGGCGAGAGAAGCCUCAUUUGUUGUUCGAUCAGGAUAACGAAGAGUCAAAUGACAGAAAUGCAGAAUGGCGGACAGCUGACUUGGAUUCCAACGACUUGGACCUUUGUGAAUUAUUAGCCUCCAUCCCGAGGGACAUCCCGAAGAAACAACCCACUGAGGAGGAACUGGAGAUCACUGAAAUCGCAAAUAGGCUUUCAGGCUAUGAUAACAUGUCGUUCGACGAGAAAUUCCAGUUCGUUUCAUCUCAAAGAAAGAAGAGUGAUGCAGACUCUACUGUUUCUACUAAUGCCGACGAUUCUUCCUUCAACAAAGUUGGUUCUGUCGGCACAGAUACCGUCGAUAAGGUGGGUGUUGACUAUAGUGAUGAUGAACACGUCACCUGUCAAGUGUGUGGACUGUUUAAGAAACGCAGCUAAACGAAAACAGUCAACAAAUUGCUUCACAUACAAAGAGCUGCAUCAUACUUUCUAGGCGUAUGUACUGUUUGCGCAUGGACCAGUUUAGAACAUGGUGAACGUUACUGCUGAAAAAAGAGCGCUAUUUAAUGAAACAAAAGUAUUACUAUAAUAAUUAUCUUUCAUUUAAACGGACUCUAUUCCUAUUAUUAUGCAAUAGCAACCAUGUUGUUUUUUUUUGGCGGGAAAUGGGCGAAGUCCCCAAGUACACCGAGAUUCAAAUCAAGUUCUGGAGGUAACCCCUAGAAAACUGUUGAUAUGAACAUUAACGUUAAAUAGGCCAUUUCCGAAUUACCUCUGGCAUCUUCUACAAAGCGAGUCCUGCUGCCCAUUCCUAAAUAUGAUUAAAAGCUUUCAUUUACAUGCAAGUUAAAUUCAUUUUCAAAGGAAUGGGUGAGCACCAGGCCUCGUUUUGAAAAGGAGGCCAAAGUUAAUUCGGAAAAGGCCUAGUAAUGAGUGGUCUUUAAAACUUGUCCUUCAAUAAUAUGCGAACUGUGUCGGAGACUCAAAAUCAAACUCGAGCGCGGAUUUUGUUCAUGUUAACUUCAGUCUCUAUCCUAACAGACCUCAUGUUCAGAAACAAACUAAAUGCAUCAAAAUCUUCCAAUCACAAUACAGCCCUUUUUCACACAUGUUAGACAAUGUGCUGGUCUCUCAGGAGGUUUGGCAAUUUAUUAACGGCAGAGGCAACUAAAUGUUCUUUUUUCAUAGUUCGCAUGUUAUUUAAGAGUGCUGUAAAUUUCCCAGUGUCUUGGCCUUUUUUUGGCGCACGUCCCGAUAACAACCUCCUCCUGCCUUCUUUCAGAGGUCAGUAUCAAAAUUAGCGGCCAAGGCUUACAGAAGUUUAUUUGAAACGUGCGUUAUAAUACAACGAAGUAUGUUACUCAUAGCCAUGUGCGUUCUUAUUAUUAAGGACGAUUAUCACCGAUAUAAAAUUCCCAACAAAUAAAUGUAAUUUUUUCAUAAUUUAUCAAACAAACAUAUUUAAAGAAAAGAAAUAUUUUAAUAUUAGGCCAGCAUAUGAUACAAUGUUAGGUUGUAAAUUUACUGAAGAAGACUUUUGCAGUUUUUAUUCUAACCAAACAUUUUAAGUUUGAAUAGUUAAAGAAAGAAGAUUAUAUAUCAUUGCGAAUUAUAAGUUAUAUAAGUUGAGAAAGUGCUGACUUGGUGAAGCAGCUUAUCCCAGACAACUCAAUAUAAGCAACCCGAAAUACAAUUUAAC
Molecule: messenger RNA, 7250 nt
Organism: Pocillopora verrucosa
Lineage: Eukaryota; Metazoa; Cnidaria; Anthozoa; Scleractinia; Pocilloporidae
Product: kinesin-like protein KIF15-B
Biological process (GO): microtubule-based movement
Molecular function (GO): ATP binding; microtubule binding; microtubule motor activity
Source: RefSeq, a predicted model, not a curated record